Molecule: messenger RNA, 798 nt
Organism: Kuraishia capsulata CBS 1993
Lineage: Eukaryota; Fungi; Ascomycota; Pichiomycetes; Pichiales; Pichiaceae
Exons: 1
Coding region: 1-798 (265 amino acids)
Biological process (GO): regulation of alternative mRNA splicing, via spliceosome
Source: RefSeq, a predicted model, not a curated record
AUGAACGUGAGAAAGCUUCAGACUGCAAAGGCCAAAAGGCCGCUAGCGGCUUUUGCAGAAAGCAGCGACGAGGAAGAAGCUCCUCCUGCUCUUAAGGUUACUCCAAAGUUCAAGAUACCGAGGGUGACCGCACCCAAGAAGCCCGAUAUCGCGGAAGAUUCGUCGGCUUAUUUAUACGACGAGGUGUAUGACUCUAUAAAGAAGGACGACCCCCAAAAUCAACGGAAGAAAGCCGAGAAGGGCGCGAUAUACAUGGAUAAGCUCUUGAAGGCCAAGGAACAGCGACAGAGAGACAGGCUCACGGUGGAGAAUUUGAAGGUGGCAAAGGAGAGAGAAGCCGAGGGUGACUCUUUUGACGAUAAAGAGUCCUUUUUGACGUCUUCGUACAAGAAAUACAAAGACGAGGUGGAGCAAACAUUGGCACAAGAAGCUGCGGAAACACGCUCGGGCGUCGGACAGCUGGUGCAGAGAAUUAUGCAACGAGGAGGUGAUGUGACGGCUCCGAAUGUAUCUUCUGGAAAGGUUUCAGAGCAUUCUGAGACACCAGCAGCCACUGAGGUCAAUCCUGCCGAAGGACAGGAGCUGCAAGAGGAGCCGUUAAAGUUGUCUGGCGGCCUAAAUAUUAUGAAAAAGCCUACUCAGAAGCUCAGGCAAGAAGAUGUUUUGGAUAAGAACUCCAAAAAGCAUCCAGAGAGCCACGAGGAGAAAGUGAUACGGUUCCUACUGAAGCACAGGACUACAGAAGAGCAGAUACAACAGGCCAGAGACAGGUUCCUAGAGCGCAGAGCCAACAGAUAA